UUUCUUUAGAAUUGGUUGUCUCAAAUCAGAACAGGAUCUAGAACCUCUACCCUUUCCCAGAAUAACGCGUUCAGUUGUGUAAAGUAACCUCGCAGUUUUCAUCUGUGCCGGUACCAUGGUACGCCUUGUUGAUCGUCUUUCCCGCGCGGGUUUCUGCGAACAGAUGAUAGAUGCGUUUGUGUUUUCAUUAGCUGCUUACGAAACCUCCGCUGACACCGUGUCGGGGAUUCUUCAGUCGACUGAUGGGCUUCCAGGAGGCGCGUUGGACCUGCUCCAUCUUGACAGCUUCCCGGGAGGCCGCCAUCCCCACGAGCCUGUCAUGGUGGGCCGCAGCACGCACGGACACGUCGUAAUCGCGUGUCGCGGGACCGCCGACGUAUGGGACGUCGUACAGGACCUCAAGUAUUUCCCGCGGAGCGUUCAGGGGGUGGAGUCCGAGGGCACCGCGCACACGGGUUUUGUCGAGCGCGCGGAGAGGGUGCCCCUGCAGCCGUUUCUCGACCUGCUCGCCGCUGGCCACUGUCUCGUCUUCACUGGCCAUUCGCUCGGCGGAGCUGUCGCGUCUCUCCUGGCCCUCCGCUUCGUGGAAGCAGCCGAGCGGCAGGGCCUCUGCGCGCAUGGCGGCCGGGUCCAGUGCAUCACCUUUGGCUCUCCGCUUUUCGCCAGUCCAGACCUUGCUGACGUCAUUAACGAUAAAUACCGCGACAUUUAUUGCCACGUGGUAUCGAAGCAUGAUCUCAUUCCUCGCCUGCUGCCGUUGGUGUCGCUGGUGCAGCGCCUGAAAGGGCGGGGAGCAGGAGCGGAGGCGGUGGAGGCGUUCCGUCUGGUGCGCAUGGCUCUGGGCGUGGUGCAGCACGCCACUCGCCUGCCCGUCGCCACCAUGCUGCACGCCGUGGAGACUCUCAUCCCGCCGCCCGUCCGCCUGCUGCUGGCGGGCGCUGUUCAGCUGCUGUGGCCGUCGCGCACCCCCGACCAGUACGCCUUCGCGGGGAACUUCCUCUUUCUCGACCCCGCCGCCCCUUGCGGCGACACGGCCGUGCAUCUGGUGCAAGCGGAGUGUCUGAGCGAGUGGCCGCGGCAGAUGGGGUUCGCGCUGUCGCUCAACUUCAAUUUCUUCACGCGCCAUCUCAUGGCGUCGUACAAGCAGGGCGUCGCCAAGGGCAUUCGCUCCACCCUUCUCUCGCGCCUCGCCGUCGGUGGCAUAGCCGCAGCAGCCGCAGCCAGAUCGGUUUUGUCGGAGCGGAAGCGGGGAGGAGCGCGUGUAGCCGAGCUGCCGUGGGCGACGGGCGACGAGUGGAGGCGGAGAGAGUGCGAGUGCGUGUGCUGCAGAGCGGCGCCGUACCCCCCUGAGACCCAAGCGGCCAGUGCCGGAUGUCGCGCAGCUCGCGAAAACGACGCCAUGCUGUUCGUACCAUCGAUGGCAUUCCGCCCUACCUCGGGGCACCUUGUACGGUUCGCGGACAGCGGAUGUGCGCACUGCGAUAGAGAAGACACAGGCGCGCAAUCCCCCCCGUGCGCGGUGAGCAGUUGUGCGAGGCCGGGCGCAGUGUUGUGCCCGUGGUGCUCGUGUGGGAGCACUGCCGUGGAUGGCACGCUGCCGUCGUCAGGCGCGGGCAAGCACAGCGGCGCCAUGGUCUCGGCGGCGCAGCAAAGAGGGCAGGUAGUGCGGGCAGUGCGGGCAGCGGGCGGCAAGGUGAAGGGCGGCAGGCAUGGGUGGAGCAUGGGCGUGGUGAUGUCGGCUGUGGUGCGCUUCUCAGAGCGGGUGCAGUCCAUGUCCACGUGGUCGUUCCUCUGGACCACCGUCAAGCUGCUCUUCGGCGCCUCACUCUUCUGACCGCAUGGCGCCAUAGGUCACUAACGUAGGAGGCAGAAUGCCAGAGAAAUGGCCAAGCAUCAUGCAAACCCAUAGGGGCAAUGCGCCAGUUACAUCAUGCUGCUUGUAGGAAACCUCCGACUGAUUGCCCAUAAGUUAAUCUGGCUCUCGUUACUGUAAACCAUGAAGACCAUGUUCCAUGCAUGAAACGGCACGGUGCUCCUGUCCCUGCUGGCCAUGCUCCACUACCUCGCCUCGCCGCUGCUGGACUGGUGAUUCCUCACGCCCUCUCCGUUUCACUCCUUCAAACCGCGUCUCCCCCUCACGCGGUUUCCCCCUCUUCACGCCGUUUCCCCCUCUCUCGCCGUUUCACCCCCACAUUGCUUCAGUCCUCCGUAUAAUAAAGUGUAGCUAGAAAA
Closterium sp. NIES-67 is the source of this 2232-nucleotide messenger RNA. NCBI's taxonomy places the organism in Eukaryota, Viridiplantae, Streptophyta, Zygnematophyceae, Desmidiales, Closteriaceae. The record is from the annotation of a GenBank genome assembly.